This is a messenger RNA of Condylostylus longicornis, 2531 nucleotides long. Its product is annotated as cGMP-dependent protein kinase 1. Lineage: Eukaryota; Metazoa; Arthropoda; Insecta; Diptera; Dolichopodidae. The coding region runs from base 123 to 2417 and encodes 764 amino acids. The record is from RefSeq and is a predicted model, not a curated record. Gene Ontology annotation, biological process: protein phosphorylation. Gene Ontology annotation, molecular function: ATP binding; cGMP-dependent protein kinase activity. The transcript is spliced from 11 exons.
UAAAUAUAUUAAGUAAAUAAUUAAUUAAUUAACAGAAAAGCAAUAAGUAGCAAUAUUAAAACCAAAGUAUUUAAAAAAAAAUAAGUUUGCAAACAUAAAAUUAAGUGUAUGGAAAAAAGAAGAUGGCUUGUAUAAGAAAAUUAUUCACAAAAUGUAAUGGAUUUAACCCAACACCAAUAGUUUCACCAACAGCUGCUAAUAAAACAACUAUAAUUGAAAAUAGUAAUGCGAAUACUGGUCGUUAUACAUUGCAUUCAGAACGUUCAGAAUAUCCUAAGCAAAAUGAAUUGAAUUCUUCAACCUCAUCGCCAAUCAGUACGCGUAAAAAUAAUGGGAAAAAUGGCAGCCACGGAAGAGAUUCUGGUGUUCAAGUUGAUGAACCUGAAAACCAACAUAAACAUCAUCAACAGCAUCAACAAUUGGACAUUACAAAAAUAAAACAAUCAUCAGAUGAUAGCAGUAGUGGUAAUGGUAAUAAUAGAUCCAUUAGUAGUAACAGUAAUAGAACCGACACAGGUCGAAGUAGCAAUACGCCACAAGAUUCAAGAGGUAAAACUAGUAUUCUCAAUCCAGAGGAAUCUGAUGAGAAUUUAAGAAAAGGAUUAAUAUUUCAUAGAAGAAGUGAUAAUAAAGAAGCAAUCGAUAUACCAAUAUUUGAAAAAGAUAAAGAAAUACGUACCCUUAUUACAAAAGCUAUUGAAAAAAAUGAUUUUUUAAACAAUUACAUGGAUAAAGAACGUAAAAAACGUGUUAUCGAUGCUAUGGAACCUGAAUUUUAUGACAAAGGAGAAUUCAUAAUUAAAGAAAAUGAAGAAGGAUCAGAAAUUUAUGUUUCAGAAAUGGGUGAAUUUGAAGUUAUUAAAAAUAAUAAAAUCUUGACAACGUUAGGUCCUGGUAUUGUCUUUGGUGAAUUAGCAAUUCUGUAUAAUGCAAAACGUUUUGCUUCAAUUAGAGCUAAAACCAAAGCGAAAGUUUGGAAAAUUGAUCGAACUAAAUUUCGUACAAUUAUGUUGAUAUCAGGAAGCGAAGAACGAAAAGAAAAUUUAAAAUUCUUAAAAUCAGCUCCUUUUUUAGAGGAACUCUCGGAUGAAGUUCUAUUAAGAGUUUGUGAGCUACUAAAAAGAAAAUUCUUCCCAACGGAUACUCGUAUAAUACGGCAAGGUGACAAGGGUGAUCUAUUUUUCAUAAUACGUGGGGGAUCUGUUACAAUUAAGAAAACUGAUGAAAAUGGACAAGAAAGAAUUGUUGAUAGACGAAAACGGGAACAAUAUUUUGGUGAACAAGCACUUUUAAAUUGUGAUCAGCGUUUAGCUAGCGUAUAUGCUGAUCCACCAGGAACUGAGUGUCUUAUACUAGAUCGAGAGGCAUUUAUAAAUUACCUAGGAACAAUAGCAGAAUUAAAAAAGAAACCGAAAGAUAGAGACAUUCAACCGGAUAUCAAAAUUCCAUCUAGUCAGUUUGAUUUUAUUAAACUGAAAGAUUUAAAAAAAGUCACAUGUUUAGGAGCUGGUGCAUUUGGUGUUGUUGAUUUAGUAACAUAUAAUGAAAAGUUUAGUUUUGCCCUGAAAGUUAUUAAAAAAAUUGAUGUUAUUAAACAAGGUCAAAUAGAUCAUAUAUAUAAUGAAAAACUAGUGAUGUCAAUAUGCCGAAAUUCACCGUUUAUAAUAGAAUUGUAUAAUACUUUCCGUGACACAAAAUAUGUAUACUUCUUAAUGGAGGCUUGUUUAGGGGGGGAUGUCUGGACAAUCAUGUACCAAAGAAAAUUUUUUGAUGAAAAAACCGCCCGUUUUAUAUCUGGUUGUGUUGUUGAAGCAUUUGAUUUUCUUCAUACGCGAAAUAUAAUUUAUAGAGAUUUAAAACCAGAAAAUUUAAUGGUAACCCCAGACGGUUAUUGUAAAUUGGUUGAUUUUGGUUUUGCGAAACGCCUUGUAACUAGCAGCAAAACAAAUACAUUUGCAGGAACACCGGAAUAUGUUGCACCAGAAAUAAUAUUAGAUCGAGGUCAUGAUCGUGCUGUUGAUUAUUGGGCAUUAGGUAUAUUAAUAUAUGAAUUGUUAGCAGGUAGAACUCCAUUCCGGGGUACAAAUCAAAUGAAAAUUUAUCAACAAAUAUUAACUGGAAUCGAUGCUGUUAAAAUGUCAGCUAAAAUCACAAAACAUGCUCAAAAUUUGAUAAAAAGUUUAUGUAAACAAACCCCAGCUGAACGAUUAGGUUAUCAAAGGCGUGGAAUUUUAGAUAUUAAAAAACAUAGUUGGUACGAUGGAUUCGAUUGGAAUAAGUUAAGAAACAGACAGAUGUCAUCUCCAAUUAAGCGUCCAAUUAAUAGUUAUAUUGAUACACAAUACUUUCCAACGAAAUUUGAAAAUGAUGGUAGUGAUCCACCGGUAGAAAUGUCUGGCUGGGAUGAUGAAUUUUGAAUAAACUUUUAUAAAUUUUACCUUGUAAAAAAAAAAUGAUAUUUAUGUUUUAGGUAUGUUAAAAAUUUAUUAAAAAUAAAAAUUCAAAAAUGGUUUUGUAAUUACUAGCAUAAG